Molecule: messenger RNA, 684 nt
Organism: Blepharisma stoltei
Lineage: Eukaryota; Ciliophora; Heterotrichea; Heterotrichida; Blepharismidae
Source: the annotation of a GenBank genome assembly
AUGAAAGGUAAGCAUUAUGGGCUCUUCUUAGGCUUGAUCAUGCUUGUGCACAGUGUUUAUAGUCUGAUUGAGUUUAGACAUCUAAUGGAAGACUCUAUGCAUAGCAUCCACAUCGGCAUGCCAAAAGACGUAAUUUCUAUUUAGAUCCUUAUUGAAGUCGUCAUAGGUGCACUUAUAGCUGUCUAUUCCUGGGCUCCAAAUGUCUCCCAGUUGCAAAAAAUCAUUAUAGGGCCUUCCUAUAGAUGGCUCGGAAUGCGCCAUCUAUAGGAAGGCCCUAUAUACUAUUAUACUUGUUGACCUCGCUCCAGACUUGACUCCUGUGCGUGUUCCACCUAAGGAUCACCCUCCUCUCUGUGUCAAGCUGUAAAGCCCCUUUACGUCCUUAUCCUUGGCCAAAUGACUUACGUUAUACGAUUAGCAAUAUUUAGCAAGUUGCAUAAGGUACAUCAGAUAAACCGAAGCCCAUAAUAAUAAAAUUCGCGCAGGAGGAAAGGUUUACGGGUCAACCAUUACCGUGCAUACUCAUUUUAUUAUUAUUAGCUAAAAAAAAUCAAAGCUUCAGAACACUUUAGAGAGAAAAACCCUGAACAAUUCGAAGAGAGGCCGUCAUUCAGAAACUAUUACAACACCAGAGGAUCCUUAAUACACAAUCGUGCAUCAAAAGACCUUGAAAAGCCAAAUUAA